Lepus europaeus (European hare) is the source of this 5634-nucleotide messenger RNA. RefSeq names its product thioredoxin related transmembrane protein 4 (gene TMX4). NCBI's taxonomy places the organism in Eukaryota, Metazoa, Chordata, Mammalia, Lagomorpha, Leporidae. The transcript is spliced from 8 exons. The record is from RefSeq and is a predicted model, not a curated record. Bases 127 to 1179 code for a protein of 350 amino acids.
CACAGCGGGGGCGGAGGCGCAGCGGCUCGGCAUCUCCUCAGGCUGCCUCGAAAGGCUCCCUCGAGCGGGCGGUCGUGUGAGGCCGCGGUCACACACCCUGUCGAGGAGCCCGUCUCGUGUCCCAACAUGGCGGGCGGGCGCUGCGGCCGGCUGUUGACUACGCUCCUGGCCGCCUGGCUGGCGGCGGCGGCGGCGGAGGCUCCGGCCGGCUCUGAGCAGGCCUCGCUGCCGGCGGAGCAGAGCAGGGUCCAGCCCAUGACCGCCUCCAACUGGACGCUGGUGAUGGAGGGCGAGUGGAUGCUGAAAUUUUACGCCCCAUGGUGUCCAUCCUGCCAGCAGACUGAUUCAGAGUGGGAGACAUUUGCUAAGAAUGGGGAAGUCCUGCAUAUCAGCGUGGGGAAAGUGGAUGUCAUUCAAGAGCCGGGUCUUAGUGGCCGCUUCUUUGUCACCACGCUCCCAGCAUUUUUUCAUGCAAAGGAUGGAAUAUUCCGCCGUUACCGUGGCCCAGGAAUCUUUGAAGACCUGCAGAAUUACAUCUUAGAGAAAAAAUGGCAAUCAGUUGAGCCUCUGACUGGCUGGAAAUCUCCAGCUUCUCUGACGAUGUCUGGAAUGGCUGGUCUUUUUAGCAUCUCUGGCAAGAUAUGGCAUCUUCACAAUUAUUUCACAGUGACCCUUGGAAUUCCUGCUUGGUGUUCUUAUGUCUUUUUCGUCAUAGCAACCUUGGUUUUCGGCCUUUUAAUGGGUCUGGUCUUGGUGGUAAUAUCAGAAUGUUUCUGUGUGCCACUUCCAAGGGAUUUAUCUGAACGUUCUGAGCAAGAUCAGAGGUCAGAGGAUGCUCAUAGGGCUGAACAAUUACAGGAUGCAGAGGAGGAAAAGGAUGACUCGAAUGAAGAAGAAAACAAAGACAGCCUUGUAGAUGAUGAAGAAGAGAAAGAAGACCUUGCUGAUGAGGAUGAAGCAGAGGAGGAAGAGGAAGAGGACAACCCAACUGGCAAUGUGGAUGAGGAGAAGAAUGACACCAGUGACCAAGGGCUCCUGAGACAAGGCAGUGUGUCCCAGGCAGAAGUCGAACCUGAUAAUACUGACGACCUCCCUGAGCAGCCCCGUGUGGCUGACACAGAGGGUCUGGAAGACUCCUUGAGGCAGCGCAAAAGUCAGCCUGCUACUAAGGGACUGUAGGAUUAAUGAUGCUCUUCCCAUGAAUACAGACCAAAAAAUAUGUCAGCUUCCCUCUGGUCUGCAGUUUAAACCAAAUUCUUAAUUUUUCUCUUAAAAGAUGAUCUCUAAGUCAUAUGGUUUCAAGGUGGUUUCAUAUAUCCUAAGGGAAUCUUCCAGAUAUGUCAUCAGUAAACAAAAGGACAACACAGUAUUAGGAUCUGUCUAAGAGCUUGGGAUAGGAAGAGAGUUGACUAGAGGAGGCAACCCCCAUGCUCAUAGAAAUAAGGCAGCAGGCUCCAUUCAAAAGAAGGUAAAGUAGCCUUUACUGCUGAGCAUCCUCAUUGUGUAGCAUAGGUUUGGCUUCCUUUUCUUCUGUUAAAAUUUAUUUUUGUCAAAUUGGAAGAAACAUUGGGUACCACAGUGCACACUUUUUUAGAGAUAGAAAUUGAGAGAGCCUGCUUGGAAGUUAUCCCAACCCUUUCAGUCUUCUUUGUUAUGUUUUAUUUGUUAGCUUUUAUGUUUCCAGCUUUUUCACCUUGAGUCUGCAGGCUCCCCUUCUCUUCACUGUUAUUACCGCUUAAGAGAAGAUUCAGACAACAGCUGGAUUUGCAUCAGCCACAUUUAUUCUGACUUAAGGGUGUGCAGAUAAUCAGUGACAACAACCCAUGAAGCCAUGAAUACCAGGCAUCUAGGAUGAAAUGAUGUAUUCUUCAAAGAUUCAAAAGAAAGUAGAGAUUUUACAGGAUAGAAGUCUCUUUAUUUUGGGGGACCAAAAUGUCAUUAUUUCCCCCAAAAUUUCUUCAGUAAUAUACUUCUGAAGGAAAAAAUCCUCUAAGUUUUGCCAAGACAAGGUAUUUUUGUGAAGAAAACUUGAUAUAGUGUUGUGUUGUUUCCAUUUCAAGGGGCUCCCUGGCUCUUGCAUUACUUUAAUAUUAACUGAGAACCCAUUCCUUAUUUCCUUCACUGCUGUGCUUUUGGUGAAAAUAUUAAUGGAAGUCAAUAUCUGGAAGUGAAAGAUUUGAUUUUGUUUCCAUCUCCCUUAAUAUUUUAGAGAAUUGUUUCUUUGUAAAUCUCUCAGUACUCAAUCUAUGGUAAGAUCCCAGGGAUCCCAAUUUCUUUUAAAAAGUCUGUCCGUCCACUUCCUUCUUCCUUGAUUUAUGUCUUCGAAUAAAUUCAUAAAAUUAGAUUCUCAGCAUAUAAAAACUAAAGUCAAUCUUAAUGUCCCUUGAGUUUAGACAAAAUAACAAGUACAGGUUUAUGAAAAUCAAAAAAGUUUGUCAUCUUUAAAAAGCAAUAUGCAACAUAUUCCUAUUUGCCUGUUUAGAUAACACCUUCUUUGUAUAUUAACUGUGAGCAUGGCGUUCACUAAUGCAUGGGAGGUUCUGAAACUCUGUCCUCUUGUGGUUAAAUGAGGUUGUUACAAACUGCACAAAGGAAGUUUCUAGAGAUGUUUAUUUUUCAGUCUUUCUAGUUAACAGUCUUUAGCCCCAGUACAAAGAGGUUCACUUAGCAGUUGUAACUGCAAUCUUUAGAAUGUGACUUGAGGUUUGAGGCCAUCACAGAAUUUGUGGCCUAGGAGAGUUUUGACGUGGGCCCCUCUUCUGCUCCUCUACACAUCCUCACCCAGAAUGCCACUAUUCUCAAGGGGAACUUCUGUCUCCCUGAUGUCAGGGUUCUUUUCUGAAUCAUAGCUUACGUGGUGCUGUCCUCAUGUCACUGAAUUUCUUUCUCUUUCAAUCCAAGAGGCAAGGUUUUCAAAGAAAACUAAGCUCAAAUUCAGAGGUGUGGGAAUAAGAAAGUUCAGAGUUGGCUUUUCUGUAUAAUCUCUCCCCAGACUCUUUGUGUACAUAUUCAUUUUCUAGAGAAGUAUUUCACUAAAGAGGAAGCAAUCAAGAAAUAUAACGCAACUUUGCUUUUAAAAAAUUUAUUAAUAAUGAUUGCACAUAUUUAUGAGCCACCAAGUGACAUUUCCCAACACAUGUCUACAAUGUUUGCUGAUCAAAUUCACAUUUCUCCUGAUUUGACGUUAUUUUACAAUUGAGGCCCUGGAGUGCCCCAACUUUGCUUUGUUUAAUAUUUUAAAUAUAUAUUUAUUUUCAUUUUUUAUUUGAAAGUCAGUGAGAUAGAGAUUUUCCAUAUGCAGGUUCACUCUGCGAAUGCCUGCAAAGUCCAGGGUUAUGUAAAGCUGAAGUCAGGAGCUCCAGACUCAUUCCCAGUCUCUCAUGGAAGUGGCAACAGAACUGAAGUACUUGAGCACAGGGUAUACAUAAGUAGGAAGCUGAAUCAGAAGCAGAGUAACUGGAUCUCAAGCCAGGCACUCAGAUAUGAGAUACAGGGGUCCCAAAAGGGGCAGCUCAACUACUGUGCCACAUGUAUGCCCCACCUUCAUUUUUCUAAAUGUAAGUUCUGAUUGUAUCCCAAAUAGUACCUAACUUUAGAAUUUUUUAAAAAAUUCUUUUUUAGCCAUACUUAAGAAAAACCUGGAGGGGGGAGAAAAAUAUCUUGGGAAAUGGGAUACUGUUAAAGUUUAAAUAUCUGCUUGAGAAUAAUUUUUCUUGAUUUUCCCUUUUUUAAACAUUCUAACUAAAAGUUCUUUUACAAAAUGGCCUGAUUUACAUAUUUAAUUUAUUUCUAAUGGAAGCCUUUGGGUUUGUCUUCAAUACUUACUGAAUAUAAAGCUAAAAGAUCAAAAGUCAGUAUAAAAUAUUUACACUUAAAAUUAGAUCAACAUUUCAGUAGGACUUUGUGGGUUUUUUUCCUGUAGAUAAUGUAAUUAAUGGAAAAGUCCAUUGCAUGGAAACAUAAUUUUUUUAAAAAAGUAAAAGAGCAAUCAUGCUUCCUUCCAUUAUAAUAUCAAUAAUUUAAUUACACAAUGGUAUUUUAUGUAAAUUAAUAUUAGGUGAGUGAAGUAAAAGUGACUAUGAAAUAAAACUGGAUUUCAAAAUGGGGUUUUGUAGUGAUUAUAUGUGGGUAGUUGGAAUAGGGUAACUUGUCUUUGACUAGAAGGGAAAUUUGAAACUUCUAAUUAUUUUUUUAUUGAUGUCUUCAAUAUUCAUCUCUUGCUAGACCUGCUAAACCAGCCCACUUUGUUUAGAUACCACACUGAAGCAACAUAUGGGUAAUUUCACUUCUUACUCUCUCUUUGAAAUAUAAUCAUUGAACAGAAUGAGGGAUAGGGCCUGUUCAGUUAACAGGAGUUUGUAUUUCAUGGACACUUAUUUACCACCUCAUCUUGUGCAUGUGACCCCUAUCUGUUACCUUAUAGUCCUCUUUGCACAAAGAAUUUCAAAUUAACUACUGUACGAAAAAGUGGAUACAUUUCCAAAAAGUUGGCUUUGACAGUGGAUAAAACCAAAUUUGGACUGUUUAUGGUCCAAACCUCUUAUUAGUUAUCUAUGCUGUUGCUACAUGAUUUGGGUAUAUGUGAGUGUGCCAAACCUGUAUCCCAUAAUACCUUUGGGGUAGAUGAUGUAAAUUCUUUUUAAAGCAAAUGCUUGCCAUGUGACUUACAGCCAAGUCCUUUGAAGUGGAGCUGGUAUGUUGCUUUACAGGACAGAAAGAAUUAAACAACCCAAAGAAAAAUUAAAAACAUAGAAAAGAUAGUGCAGUCCUAAAAUUUCAAUAUAAAGCUUUUGGUGGGAAGUUAAGAGAAAGGAGACAGAGACUGGUACUUUUGCUAGUGUGCUGCAGUGGGUUGUCUAUGUUAUCUCAGUGUUGCGGUGUUAUUUCUGCCAGUAUUAUAUGUGUGGUGGUUGAUGCAUCCUGUCAGAUAUACCAACAUCUCAAAGUAUACAUGUAAAUCUUUUAUGCCAAUAGAAGGACUCCUUUAUAUGUUAUAUCUCUUUACCUUAGUCUUACGGUUUGAUCUUCUGAGCAAGAUGAUAACUUGUCUUGAAAAGGUCGGAUGUGGAGUUACCACAUCUGAUAAAACCUGAUGGGGCAACUUUGUGAAAAGCUUUUUCACAGCUAGAGGUCCAGUUGAAAGGCCUUCGAUAUCUGUAGCCCAGGCCAUGGCCUUGAGAUGACUUAUUGUCAGAAAAGUUUUAUGUAGACUAUAAUACUGUAUAUAUGUGACUCAUACAGCGUUGACUUGUUUCCAAUGUAGUUUAAUCAGAUUUAAUAGAUGACUUCUUCAUGGAAAUGCAAUUUUUAAUACAGAAAAACACUGCUUAUUUGUAAAACAACGUAUCAUAAACAUUGUUUAUAUUUUUUGUAGUAUCUGAGUUAAAGCCCAGUAUAUACAUGUUUUCUUUUUAUGUAUUUGCUUCCUCAAACAGCAUCUGCAACAACUAAAAUGAGAAGUCAAAAUCUGUGUUUCAAGCAGUACAUUGCCUGAGUUACAAUUCUUUUGUUCACAAAAUUGUACAUAAUCCUUGGUCCUAUAUGUUUUCAUUUCAGUAUAAAUUUGUUUUCAUCAAACCUAAUGAUACUGAUGACUAAAAACAAAAUGGUGUAUUGCUUUUCAUAUAAAUAUUU